Rotaria sp. Silwood1 is the source of this 987-nucleotide messenger RNA. NCBI's taxonomy places the organism in Eukaryota, Metazoa, Rotifera, Eurotatoria, Philodinida, Philodinidae. The record is from the annotation of a GenBank genome assembly.
AUGUUAUUCGUCGCAGCGAUUCUUGUCGUUUUUGCUACCAGUGUCUACGGUCAACAUCAAUUGAUUAUUCGGGACAAUGGAAAAUUGUGUACUCCAUGGAUACCGACAACUGGUGGACAAAUAUCACUCACAUAUACAAAUAAUCCAGAAUGUGUCGGACAAGUUGGAUUUGAACAACAUUCCACCUUCAUGCAAGUUCGCCUAUGCUGUCAAGCGUUGCCUACAACUACAGCAUCAUCCAUCUUUCCACGCGAGUGUGGUAGACAACAAUAUCAACCAAUAAAGGGACGUAUAGUCGGAGGAAUGCAUGCACAUCCAAACUCAUGGCCAUGGCAAGUGCGUAUACACGCUGAUGGUGGUCUCUGUGGUGGAACUUUAAUUGAUACAAGACAUGUUCUGACAGCAGCUCAUUGUCUUCGAACACCAAUUGUUCCACAAAAAUAUAUGGUCUAUAUUGGUUUGCAUGAUAUCAAUCAACCAGUCUAUAAUGAACAGCAAAUUGUGGCAGAACAAAUUUUUAUGCAUGAACAGUACGAUACAUUGACGAGUGAAAAUGAUAUUGCUAUUAUUCGUCUUUCAAAACCAGUAACAAUUUCAGACAAGAUCAAUGUUAUCUGUUUGCCAGGUCCUGAAGCACACAAUGCAAAUGAAACGGUUUGGGUCGCUGGUUGGGGUACAACAUCAUUUCAAGGUCAAACAAGUCCAGUUUUGAAACAAGCAUCGUUGCAUGUAAUGCCAGAUCGUUGUGGAAUGAUCUUUCGUACUUAUGAUAAUCGAAAACAAAUGUGUGCUGGUGCUUACGGUGGAGGACAUGAUACAUGUCAAGGUGAUUCAGGAGGACCAUUGAUGUACGAAUCAAACGGACAAUGGUUUUUAAACGGUGUUGUUAGUUAUGGUCAUGAAUGUGCUCGAGAUGGAUAUCCUGGUGUUUAUGCUCGUGUUAGUUAUUAUCUUCCAUGGAUCAGAAGUAAAUUGAGUGCAGUUUAA